Messenger RNA from Limulus polyphemus (Atlantic horseshoe crab), 366 nucleotides. RefSeq lists its product as uncharacterized. The transcript has 4 exons. The annotation marks the transcript as partial. NCBI's taxonomy places the organism in Eukaryota, Metazoa, Arthropoda, Merostomata, Xiphosura, Limulidae. The record is from RefSeq and is a predicted model, not a curated record.
GCACAACAGUUUGAAAAGGUUAUCAACAUACUAUUUAGUUAUCGUCAUGACUGGUUAUUGGAUUGUUGUAUGUGUACCAAAGGAUGACGUUCCCCACAAGAACGCGGAUUAUACUUUAACUGGAGAUAGUUCUGGUCAUCUUAACUUCAAACCCAGAUAUUCUUUGGUUGAGGCAUUGCAACAAACGUUGAAAGAAUUUGAUAUUAUAGAUGCUGUUUGGACUUCUUCUGAGAAUGACAAAGUUUAUCAGGUGUUUUUUCCAUGCCAAUCUGCACAUGAUACCGACGAGCUUUUAGAAAAAUUAAGGUCCUACGAAAUAUCCCAGAAAAAUGGAUCCUCUAUUGGGUAUGUACCGUUUCAUGCUCG